Ailuropoda melanoleuca (giant panda) is the source of this 1978-nucleotide messenger RNA. It is a transcript of the gene CCDC137, whose product is annotated as coiled-coil domain containing 137. The coding region runs from base 50 to 925 and encodes 291 amino acids. The transcript has 6 exons. Gene Ontology annotation, cellular component: nucleus. The record is from RefSeq and is a predicted model, not a curated record. Lineage: Eukaryota; Metazoa; Chordata; Mammalia; Carnivora; Ursidae.
CUGCGCGAAAGGGCGGAAGUGGCUUACUCCGGGAGCGCCGGGCGUGCAGAUGGGGGGACCCGGGCGCCGAGGUGCUGCGCCGACGGGGUCGGCGGGGCCUGGGGGUCCUGGGCGGCCGCACGGGCGGCAGCAGCAGCUGCGGGGGAAGCAGCGCCCAGCGCCGUGGCCCGGACCACGCAGCAAAGAAAAAAAGAAAGUGAAUUGCAAGCCCAAGAACCAGGAUGAACAGGAAAUCCCCUUCCGACUCCGAGAGAUUAUGAGGAGCCGCCAGGAGAUGAAAAAUCCCAUCAGUAACAAAAAGAGGAAGAAAGAAGCCCAGGUGGCCUUCAGGAAGACAUUGGAGAAGGAAGCAAAGGGAGCGGAGCCGGACAUCGCUGUCCCCAAAUUCAAGCAGAGGAAGUGGGAGUCUGACGGGGCCUACAUCCGGCGAAUGGAGCAGGAGACCCAGCACGUGCUCUUCCUCAGCAAGAGCCAGGCGGCCCGGCAGCCCGAGGUGCAGGCGGCUCCCAAGAAGGAGAAGUCGGAGCGGAAGAAAGCGUUUCAGAAACGGCGACUGGAUAGAGUCCGGCGGAGGAGGGAGGAGAAGGCAGCAGAAAGGCUGGAGCAGGAGCUGCUCCGAGACACGGUGAAGUUUGGCGAGGUUGCCCUGCAGCCCCCAGAGCUGACCGCCCAGCCCAGGACAAGCACAAGCCGGGGCCAGCCUGGGAAGAAGUCGCUGAUGCUGAGGAUGCUUCUGAGUCCUACUGGCGUGUCCCAGCCUCUGACCACAUCGCUGGCCCGACAGCGGAUUAUUGGGGAGGAGAGAGAGCGGGCCGUGCGGGCCUACAGGGCGCUCAAGCAGCAGCGGCAGGGGGCUCCUCAGUCACCGCAGCCGCCCUGUUCCCCGCACCUCACUUCCGGGAAGAAGGCAGAGACACGUCUGUGACCUCGAGACCAGGGCCUCCACAGCUGGGUUUGGGGAGGACAGGUAGAUGGCCCGGAACACACGCUGGGACUCCCAGGCCUCCUAUGUACUUGCUGGCCAGCGCAGAAGAGGGCUCCAGGCCUUGGCUCUCAUUUUUUCUCCCUAAGAUGGCUCUUCUGCGAGUGACCAUCUGCUAGGCUGUCUCACACGGAGCACGGUCUGUCCCAAGUCCCCAUAGAGUGGCCAGCUCCCGUUUGGGACACAGCCAGUCAGGCACACCUGGCAUUGUUCCACUGAAGCUAGCAUCAUCGUAGCUUUGUUCUGAAGACACGGGUCCAGGCUCAGAUACCCCAGGACCACUUUAGGGAGGGAGGACGAUCCCGUAAUUCUGUCCUGAAAUGCAGUCCACUGGAGACACUGCAGACUUGGUAAGCUGAACCCAUAGCUACAGCUCUGUGUGGUCCAGUGGCGCAGCACGGCUGGAAGCGCGGGCUGGAGGGGGCUGUGGAGGGCAGAGGUCAGCGUCCGGGCUGCCGGGAUCUGCUCCUGGCACCUUAUCCCUGCAGAGGCAGGUGGAGCCCCCCCACCCCCCCGGGUUUCACUGGGAUGUGGAGACCGGACACCGCCCACCGAGUGGGUUUGAGGUCUGUGUUCUUAAGGUCUUUGGGGAAAGAGGAGCCGGUCUGAGGCAGCUCAAGGGCAAGGACAGGACCGUGGCUCAGGACCUUCCUGUGGCUAAAAGGGCUACGUGGGGAAUUCCUGCCAACCGCAGGGCCUGGUGAGGUGUGAACCUUCCACCAGAGCCACAGGAGGGAGCACCCAGACGUUACCAGUGUGCUCAGCUGUGGGGCUCUCAGCAGUCGAGCAGAGUCCUCCUGCUCCUGUCCUCGUGAGGACAGCACCCGGCUCCUUCCUCGCGCUCGCACAGCUCGGGAAAUGCUACUCCUCAGCCUUGGUCAGGGCGGCCCUACAAAAAGCGGGUAGUGCGCCUCUGGGGGAUCCUUUGCCCUUCCCCCUCGGUAUCCUCUACAAUGUCUUGGUGUUUGUUUCAGGUUAAAAACUGAGUUGAAGCUA